AAGAAAAGAAAUUGCGGGCUAUAUCAUUGGUUGUAACCACCCACAACCCACAACCCAAAACCAGAACAAAAAGAACAACACUCUUCUCGAAGUAUGGUUUUCACAUCAAACCCUUUAUCACUGAGCGUCCCUGACACCUCCUUCGACGCAUGGCUCCGCGACUCUGGCUACCUCGAAAUUCUCGACCAACACUCCUCCUCAUCCGCUACCGCAGCCCCCGCCACUACCUCAACUAUCACGUCAACUACCACCACAGCAACAGCCACUGGCCUCUUCAUUUCAUUCUUUUCCCAUAUUCCAACACUCCUAUCCCUCUUCACUCUCAACCCCUUCUCUAAACUCACCACCGAUGACUUCUCGGGUCAAACCCCAUCUUGGACCCGGUCUUUUUUCGCUGACUGUGGGUCCUACUCGUUUCCAUCCGGGUCGGACCAGGCUAGGCUUCGGGUUAAUGAGAAUGUUAAACGUUAUGCGAGAAAUUAUGCCUCCCUUUUCAUUCUCUUCUUUGCUUGUACUUUGUAUCAAAUGCCACUUGCUCUUAUUGGAUUGAUAUCAAGUUUGGCACUUUGGGAUGUUUUCAAGUUCUGUAGUGAUAGGUGGGGAUGGGAUCGAUAUCCUGUACUUCGGCAAGUUAUGGUCCGGACAGCCCAAUGUGUAACUGCAGUUGUUCUGAUAUGUUUAAACGUUCAAAUGGCUUUCUUUUGUGCAGUUGGCAUUAGUUAUACAGUUAUGGUCUUGCAUGCUGCAUUUCGAAAGCUGACUCCUGCAAAACAAUCUGCUCGCAGUAGAUGAGGUAGGAAAUUUGAAAACUAAGCUGCAAAACAAGAGGCAUCAAUUUUGAUUCUGCUUUGCUGAAAUUGGUGGACUGGUUCUGCAGAUUGGUUGGAUGUGAAAAAAGGCUAUCUCUAAUAUAGUGGUGGGCAGGUCUUUUGUUUAUCAUUUUGCAGUCGCACUUGUCAUGCGAAGUAAGAAAUGCCAUAUUGCUGAUUCAGUUUUGAUCCAAUGUACACAGCAGUGUAAAUUGCUUUGCUUAUCUAGUUGUCACCAUAAAAAUACGAGUCAACAAAGAUAUUUCAAGCUGUGACAUCAUGCGAGCUCGAGUGAAAAAAAUUUGUAGUUCCUGUUAUAUUUUGAGGUGUCCAUUUGAUUUGUUUACUUUAGUUCUGUCAAUUGCCUGGUGGCCUUGUAGUAUACGUGGGAUCCAUUUGAUGUUUGACUAAUUAUUCCUCUAUCUUUAGGCUUUAAUUUUUCUUCCUUGGAGAAAAUGAGAUCUUCAAUUAUGGAAAUUUAAGCUCC
Populus euphratica (Euphrates poplar) is the source of this 1296-nucleotide messenger RNA. RefSeq names its product prenylated RAB acceptor 1.H (gene PRA1.H). The transcript is spliced from 4 exons. Gene Ontology annotation, cellular component: endoplasmic reticulum; Golgi apparatus. NCBI's taxonomy places the organism in Eukaryota, Viridiplantae, Streptophyta, Magnoliopsida, Malpighiales, Salicaceae. The record is from RefSeq and is a predicted model, not a curated record. Gene Ontology annotation, biological process: vesicle-mediated transport. The coding region runs from base 94 to 792 and encodes 232 amino acids.